Mauremys reevesii (Reeves's turtle) is the source of this 405-nucleotide messenger RNA. It is a transcript of the gene IL25, whose product is annotated as interleukin 25. The coding region runs from base 1 to 405 and encodes 134 amino acids. Gene Ontology annotation, molecular function: cytokine activity. The record is from RefSeq and is a predicted model, not a curated record. Gene Ontology annotation, cellular component: extracellular region. NCBI's taxonomy places the organism in Eukaryota, Metazoa, Chordata, Testudines, Geoemydidae. The transcript is spliced from 3 exons.
AUGGACACGCAGCAGCUUGAGUCCACUCCCAGGACCACACGUGUUUUCGGGCGGGCUGCCACAAUGAUCCCUCUGCUGGUUCCGGCCUCUUCAACCCCCCCCGGCCCCCGGCCCCCGGCUCGCUCGCUCUCUCGGCCCCGGUCCCGCUCGCUCGCUCGCUCACGGGAGGACUGCGACCGGGCCCGCUUCCCGGCUCGCCUGCUGCAGGCCGAGUGCCUCUGCCCGCACUGCGUCUCGCUGGCCCCCCCGCACCACCGGGACCUGCGCGGCAACUCGGUGCAGGUCACCGCCAACACCACGGUCUAUUACCGGCGGCCCUGCCCCGGCCGGCCCGGCGCCUACUUCCUGCAGCCCCGGCCCUACCCCGUGGCUGUGGCCUGCGUCUGCGUCGUGCCCCAGCUGUGA